CGCGUGCGCGCACACAUAUGUGUGUAUGUAUAUAUAUGUACACAUUUUGAUCCAUUUCCAGUUUCAUAUGGAUGGCAAUACUGUCUGUUGCAUAAGCUUUCAGAGACCCCAACGACAUUGCUCAAGCCCGACGAAGCGGUCUUCUUCAGAAUCGGCAAAUUCUAGGGUUUAUCAGAAACGUACCCGCGCGGCGACAAAUCAACCUAACUUCAAGUUGAGGAUUUAGGAAAGAGAGAGAAUGAGCGAUGCGAUCGGGGACCCGACGACGGCGGGCGAAGCCAAGGGCGGUUCUGAAGCCGCACGGGUCACGGAGAUGAAGGCGUGGCUCGCUUCUCAGUUCGAAUCCGCAUGCAAGGAGGUUCCCAGUUUCGAAUACACUCAUCGGAGCAUUGCCCAUCUGUAUAAUCUCGCCACCGUUUCCCAAGCCAAGACUCAGGCUGCAACCAUUGUCGCCAAUGAUUUUCGGCAAAAGGCUUCCGAAUACCGAGCACAAGCGGCUAGGAUAAGGGAGAUUUUGGAGAAUGUGGGGCUGGCACAAGAGAGCUUACCCUCGAACGUGGUCUCAUUGGCGCAAGUUCUUGCGAAUGUGGCUAAUUUGUUGAACAUAAGAGACACUGAACUGAGUAGUUUUCUUGUGGCAAUGGGGGACAUUUCAUUGAGGAAAACUGGAGUGGAGGAGAAGAGGGCUAAGACGCAGAAAGAAUCUAAGAUUCUUCUUGAUUAUACGAGGAAAGCUAUACAGAGGUUGACGUAUCUAAAGAAAAUCCUUGCACAACUAGAGGAUGAUGUAGCUCCUUGUGAAUCACAGAUGGAGAAUUGGAAGACAAAUUUGGAAGUCAUGGCAUCAAAAGAACGUCAAUACAUACAGCAGUACAAAAACUAUGAGACAUUACUCAACCGCGUUGGUUACUCUCCCGAUAUCAGCCACAGGGUACUGGUAGAAAUGGCUGAGUACAAGAAGGAAUUGGAGAAGAAAACGAAACCCGUCCUCGAUACUCUAAGAAGCUACCAGGACUUGCCCCCGGAUAAAGCUCUGGCUGCGCUUGCAAUUGAAGACAAGAAAAGACAGUUUGCGGCUGCGGAGAAGUAUCUCGAAGAAGUAUUACAGUCGGCCCUUUCCACCGCCGACAAUCCAUCUUGGAUUUCAUGUUUUCUUGGUAGAAGCUUCUGAAGAAAAAGAAGAAGGACUAAUCCUCGCCGGGAAUGACAGCAAUGAUGUGUUUAUUCGAAGAACAACCUUGGAGAUGGAGACUGACUGCUGCUAUGUAACCUUUUCUUUCUUCUCUCGUCCUUUGAUAUUUCCUAAUUCCUGUAGUUUCUCUAACUUUGAAUGUGAAUCUUGAAUUGUAUUGUGAUGUUUAUAUUGGAGGUAGAAUUGUAUUGUUGACAAAGCAAAGAAUUUGUUUGGUUCGAAGUGAGAAGCUUUCUUUCGCAAUCCGAAACCUGAACCAAAUCGAUAUGAUAAUUGCUGUUUUUUU
Messenger RNA from Tarenaya hassleriana, 1478 nucleotides. Its product is annotated as AUGMIN subunit 1-like. Bases 239 to 1171 code for a protein of 310 amino acids. The record is from RefSeq and is a predicted model, not a curated record. Gene Ontology annotation, biological process: spindle assembly. The transcript is spliced from 8 exons. Gene Ontology annotation, cellular component: cytosol; HAUS complex. Lineage: Eukaryota; Viridiplantae; Streptophyta; Magnoliopsida; Brassicales; Cleomaceae.